GGAAACCCAGUUCUUAAGGUGAUUGGGUUUUAUAACUAACUGGUAAACUGGUAGGAGAGAAAACAUUUGAUUUUAUUUGAAUUUUCCCGAAUUGAUAUACGCAUCAGACCAGAUUGCCUUCUUCCUCAUGUUCCUUAUUUACCCUAACUUGCGCCUCCUCUUAAACCCUCCUCUCUUUCUUUUCUCCAAACCCAACUCAACACCUCUUUCUCUCUUUACCGUCUUUGCUUCUUCAUCUCAUAAACGACACCGUAGCGUUUCCUAUCGGGACUCCCCUUUUGGUCUUCACCGGAGGAGGAGAAAUUUCACUACUUUCAAGGAGAGGGACAAACGGACUUCAAUGGAGGAAAAUGAAUCUUCUUCUUCUUCUUCUUCUUCUUCUUUUGGGUUUAAUAAGAGAAGGGCUGAGGGGUUGGAUAAGAAUGAUAGGCCUAAGAAGAAUCUUCAGUUGAAAGUACGCAAGCUUAAUCCUACUAAUACAAUUGCUUAUGUUCAGAUUUUGGGGACUGGAAUGGAUACUCAGGACACAUCACCUUCAGUCUUGCUUUUCUUUGACAAGCAAAGAUUUAUAUUUAAUGCAGGAGAGGGAUUGCAACGAUUCUGCACAGAGCAUAAGAUUAAAUUAUCAAAGGUAGAUCACAUAUUUCUUUCUCGUGUCUGCUCAGAGACAGCGGGUGGGCUUCCAGGUCUGCUGUUGACUUUGGCUGGCAUCGGAGAAGAGGGAAUGACUGUUAAUGUUUGGGGUCCUUCAGAUCUCAAGUACCUAGUUGAUGCAAUGAGAUCUUUCAUCCCGCGUGCUGCCAUGGUUCACACUCGGAGCUUUGGGCCUGAAUCAUGUUCUGAUACUAACAUUCUGCCUGACCCAAGUAAGUUUGUUGAUCCUAUUGUUCUUGUUGAUGAUGAAGUUGUGAAAGUAUCAGCCAUCCUCUUGCGCUCAAGUUGUUCGGUAGGCUCUGCGGUAAAGCCUGGUGAGAUGUCAGUGCUAUAUGUUUGUGAAUUGCCUGAAAUUAUGGGGAAAUUUGAUCCCAAAAAAGCUGUGGCUCUUGGACUAAAAGCUGGUCCAAAAUAUGGUCAACUUCAAUCAGGGAAAUCAGUGAAGUCAGAUCGCUUAGAUAUCAUGGUUCACCCAAGUGACGUAAUGGGACCCUCUGUUCCUGGUCCUAUAGUUUUCCUUGUUGACUGUCCUACAGAACAUCAUGCCCAGGAAUUAUUGUCCACAGAAUCUCUUAGUAUUUAUUAUGCAGAUUUUUUGGGGAAGUCAGAAGGAACUACAAAGACCGUAAAUUGUAUUAUCCACUUAACCCCUGCUUCAGUCAUACACACUCAAAGUUACCAAGAAUGGAUGAAGAGAUUUGGUUCAGCCCAACAUAUUAUUGCUGGACAUGAAAUGCAGAAUGUGGAGGUCCCAAUUUUAAAAGCUAGUGCAAGAAUUGCGGCAAGACUUAACUACUUGUGUCCACAGUUCUUUCCUGCUCCAGGUUUUUGGUCUCUUCAUCACAGUAAUAACUCAGCAGUAGAACCUAUCACCUCAAUCAAGAGUCCUGAUUCAAAGCUCUGUGAAAGCGUUUCGGCCGAAAAUCUUCUGAAGUUCACCUUGCGGCCACAUGCUCACCUUGGACUAGACAGGUCUUCUAUUCCUACUCCAUCAACUUCUUCAGAAGUAAUUGAUGACCUACUUUCAGAAAUUCCAGAGAUUGUAGAUGCUGCCCAACAUGUCAGGCAGGUGUCUCUUGGGCAAGAUGGCAAAAAUAUGAUUGAAGAGCCGUGGUUGAGUGAGAAUAGUGCUCCUAAUUGUCUGGAAAAUAUAAGUAGAGAUGAUCUUGAGAUUGUUCUUCUGGGUACUGGUUCAUCUCAGCCUUCAAAAUACCGGAAUGUUAGUUCUAUUUAUCUCAAUCUUUUCUCAAAGGGAAGUUUGCUGUUAGAUUGUGGGGAAGGAACCCUUGGACAGCUGAAAAGAAGAUACGGUGUAGAAGGUGCUGACAAUGCAGUAAAAAAUCUAAGGUGCAUCUGGAUAUCUCACAUUCAUGCUGAUCACCACACAGGUUUGGCCAGAAUACUUGCUCUUCGACGUGAUCUUUUACAGGGAGUGCCUCAUGAGCCAUUGCUUGUUGUGGGACCAAGGCAGCUUAAGAGAUUUUUAGAUGCGUAUCAAAGACUUGAAGAUCUAGAUAUGUUGUUUCUUGAUUGUAAGUACACUACAGAAGUGUCUUGGAAUUCCUUUGAGAGUGAUCUUGAAUCAAAGAAAAGUUACUCAUCCCCAGGAAGUGUGAUUGAUUUUGAGGAUACAAACAAUAAGAAUGCAAAGAAUACUCAAGGAAGUUUAUUUGCUAGAGGAAGCCCAAUGCAAAGUAUUUGGAAGAAGCCAGGCAGUCCAACUGACAAUAAUGCAGCUUUUCCAUUCCUUAAGACCUUGAGGAGGGUGCUUAAUGAAGCAGGGUUGGAGUCUUUGAUUAGUUUUCCUGUUGUGCAUUGUCCUCAGGCAUAUGGUAUUGUCUUGAAAGCAGCAGAAAGAAUUAAUAGCGUAGGGAAAGUGAUACCAGGGUGGAAGGUUGCAUACUCAGGUGACACUAGGCCCUGCCCUGAACUUGUAGAAGCAUCUUGUGGAGCGACAAUUCUCAUUCACGAGGCAACUUUUGAGGAUAGCAUGGUAGAGGAGGCUGUGACAAAGAACCACAGUACAACUAAGGAAGCCGUGGAAGUGGGAUCUUCUGCUGGUGCAUAUCGCAUCAUCCUCACCCAUUUCAGCCAAAGAUACCCCAAAAUUCCUGUAGUAGAUGAGACAUAUAUGCAUAAAACAUGCAUUGCUUUUGACAUGAUGAGUAUUAACAUAGCUGAUUUAUCUGUGCUUCCUAAAGUUGUUCCGUAUCUUAAAUUGCUUUUCAGAAACGAGAUGGCCCUUGAUGAAUCAGAUGAUGUUUAUAGGUGCUACAACUGCAGUUUUAUAAUAAAUAUUUAUUAAUUU
Messenger RNA from Carica papaya (papaya), 2962 nucleotides. RefSeq names its product tRNAse Z TRZ4, mitochondrial-like. Gene Ontology annotation, cellular component: mitochondrion. The record is from RefSeq and is a predicted model, not a curated record. Lineage: Eukaryota; Viridiplantae; Streptophyta; Magnoliopsida; Brassicales; Caricaceae. Gene Ontology annotation, biological process: mitochondrial tRNA 3'-end processing. Gene Ontology annotation, molecular function: 3'-tRNA processing endoribonuclease activity.